Molecule: messenger RNA, 1560 nt
Organism: Colius striatus (speckled mousebird)
Lineage: Eukaryota; Metazoa; Chordata; Aves; Coliiformes; Coliidae
Gene: YBX3
Product: Y-box binding protein 3
Exons: 9
Coding region: 118-1017 (299 amino acids)
Biological process (GO): regulation of gene expression
Cellular component (GO): nucleus
Molecular function (GO): nucleic acid binding
Source: RefSeq, a predicted model, not a curated record
CUGACUGUGUUAAAACUUCGGCGGGGCCAUUUUGGGGGCAGUAAGACCCAGCGCGGGCCCGAGGGACAUCUGCCGCCGCUGCGCACCCGCAUACACCCUGCCCACCCUCCCGCCACCAUGAGCGAGGCGGCGGAGACCACCACUACCACGGCCACCCCGGCGCCUGCCCCCACCACUACCACCAGCAGCACCCCUGCGCCCGCCGCCGCGCUGGCUGCAGCCCCCGACGUCCCGGACGCCAAACCCAAGAGCCCCGUCAGCGCCGCCGCGCCGGGCGCGGCCGUUGGUGAGGCGGCUCCCGGCGCUGCUACUGCUGCCGCCACCGCCAACACCGCCGCAAACACCGUGCCCGAGACGGAGAAGAAAGUGCUGGCCACCAAAGUUAUUGGCACAGUCAAAUGGUUCAAUGUCAGGAAUGGAUAUGGCUUUAUCAACAGAAAUGAUACCAAAGAAGAUGUGUUUGUUCAUCAGACAGCUAUAAAGAAAAACAACCCACGGAAAUACCUGCGCAGCGUUGGUGAUGGAGAGACUGUAGAAUUUGAUGUGGUCGAGGGAGAGAAGGGUGCAGAAGCAGCUAAUGUCACUGGUCCAGGUGGAGUCCCUGUAGAAGGCAGCCGCUAUGCUGCAGACCGACGCAGCUAUCGACGGGGCUAUUUUGGCCGACGCCGUGGACCCCCUAGAAGUGGUGGUGAGGGAGAAGUCAAGGAUGGGGUCACAGAAGGAGGACAACUUCAUCAGCAAGUCCAUAGGAAUCCUACAUAUCGUCCCCGCUACCGUAGAGGACCCCCACGUCCACGUCCUGCCCCAGUGGCUGGAGAAGCUGAAAACAAAGAGAACCACCAUGAGGCCAGUGCUAUGAGUCAGCAGCCCCUGCGCCGUGGCUAUCGGCGCCCCUACAACUACCGGCGUCGGCCUCGGCCUCCCAGUGCUCCAACUCAGGAUGGGAAAGAGGCAAAGGUGACUGAAACACCUGCUGAAAAUCCUGCUCCAGUGACUGAGCAGAGUGGUGCAGAGUAAAGUCUGGCUCCCCAGGCACCUUUACCAUCACUCAGGUGUCCUAAAAUACUACUCAAAUGUUAACACCAAAGAAACAUAUAAGCAAUAAAAUUGUCAACAGUGGUGACGAAAGCAAAGAUUUGAAACAACGGAACUUAAAGUUAUUAACCAGCAGCUGAUAUCCAGGGAACGUCUGCAAGAUAGAUGUGUGAAGAGAAAAAGAGAGCGAGAUUCAGAAAGAGCAACCUCCCCUGUUUCAACAGCAGCUGUGGGGUUUUGGGUUUUUUUAGAAUUUCACUGUUUCACUAGUAUGAAUCUUUCAAUUUUUCUUUUGGUAUCAAAAUGAAAAGGGAAAAAAAAACCCAACCAAUGAACUGAAAUUGAAAUCAAAGGCUUUUUUUUAUUGGAUGCUGGUGCUAAACCUCCCAAGUGUGAUGAGGUUUUUCUUUUUCUGUGCCAGUCCUGUUCACAGCAGGACAUGGGGAGGAGAAAUUUUCGCUUUCCUUCUAUUUGAAACUGUGCAGCAUGGGUGACGUUCCUCACAAAUAAAAGUGUUGAAAUGCA